This is a messenger RNA of Amphibalanus amphitrite, 2356 nucleotides long. RefSeq lists its product as uncharacterized. Bases 1523 to 1942 code for a protein of 139 amino acids. NCBI's taxonomy places the organism in Eukaryota, Metazoa, Arthropoda, Thecostraca, Balanomorpha, Balanidae. The record is from RefSeq and is a predicted model, not a curated record. The transcript has 2 exons.
CUUCCUCAACUCGAGACAUCCGGCCAUUCAAUUCACGAUUGAGCGAUCAGACCAGGACGGGACGCUGCCAUACCUGGACACACUGAUAAGCGUGCGACAGGACGGCUCGUACAGCACGGAGCUGUAUUUCAAGCCCAUGGCGGCACCGAUCAUUCUGCCGUAUGACUCGGCACAUGCCAGGUCUACAAAGAAGGCUGUGCUCACAUCACAGAUCACUAGGGCGAUCCGUCUUGGCUCAGACACAGCGGCAAGAAAAAGAGGGCUCGAGAAGAUACGUCAUCUGUUUGUCAGUAAUGGAUAUCCGAUGAAGAUGAUCAAGGAGUACAGUUGGAGGGAAAUGAAGAAACAUGAAGAGAGAAGCAGAGACAGAGGAAGAGAACGACGGGAACGGCCAGAUCAGCGACAACAGAACAAGAAGAAGCAAGGCACAUAUAUCCGACUGCCCUUCGUUAAUGACAAGGUGGCUGCUCAGGUGAAGAAGGUUGCAAUCAACUCUGGAUUACCAGUGGAGAUAGCAUGGACCACCAACAACACCCUGAAGAAACGACUGGUCAAGACACGACUGAACCCAGCCCCCUGCCCCUCGGGACGAAGGUGCUGUCAUUCAUGCCAGGCGGGGCUACAGUCCAAGUGCACGACCAAAAACGUGGUAUAUGAACUUACCUGCAGUCACUGCGGCGACACCUACAUCGGAGAAACGAGCAGGCCAGUUAGACUCCGCUACAACGAGCAUCGGAGGAACGGCAUUAACAGAGAAGAGGACACUCCCCUAGGAGAGCAUGCGCUGCAUAAGCACCCUGAGAUGGAUCGACGCGACAUCUCGGCGACGGCCAAAAUCCUGCGUGUAUGCAAAGACGAAGCGGAUAGAAGAAUCGCUGAAUCCAUCUUCAUCCGAGACGCCAGGCCCAAAAUUAACGAUAACACUACAUCAUGGCAGCUUCUUCCAAAAUAAUGUAUAUAAAUGUGUGUGAAUUGGUUCUUGAAAGAUACCUAUAUAUGUACUGCUAGUUUAACUGGGGAAUUAUGUUUAGAUAUAUUUUUAAGGUAGGAACUAGGGUGAUCAAUUUGCACGGGAUCUGUGUAUUUAAAUUUCUUACUGCGACAUUACUGAAGAACUUGAGACGAAUUCGACAUUGUGUGCCUGUUAUGUGUGUAAAUAAUUACAAUCGACCGACGAAGAGCUGUGCUCGAAAUAUCUCGAUUUUUAAUACAGUAAUUUAUUUUUGCAAUUUCAUAUUUCCAUACAGAAGUGAGGAUAAGGUCAGCCGGAUGCGCAUACUUCUCAUGAUGAUUUUCCUCAGAACGCUUAACCACUUACAAUUCUGAUUUUAAAUCAAUUAGCGAAAAAUACUAACUUAUUUUUUGGUGCCAAGACAUUGGCAUCGUUUUUUCAGGGUCCAACCCCAAUGCUCGUUCAUUUUAAAACGGAAAGUGAUGUAACAAUUAACAACACAUGAACUGAGCAUCCACCAUCUUCACACAACUAUAUAGCCGCCAAGAUCAAGCAAAAACGGAUAUCGAUAUGGACUCUGGUCGUGGUCAUGUCAUGACAGGCACAGGCCACAGUGACAGGCAAUUUUUGCAAGAAGAGUCCGGGGAGCGCCGGCGGACGGCGCGGCCAGGUGUGCCAGGUGUGUGUUCUGCCGGCCGCUGUCGUCGCUGCGCGCCGCUGCCGACCGGUGACCGGGCCAUGCCGCUGCGCCUAGUGCUGCGCUACCUGGCCAGUGAUCGCGUGGUGGAGCGGCUGAGCCACUGGUGGCCGGUACGCUGGGCGGCGCGGCGCGUCGCCGACGGCCUGGUCCGCUCUGUGCGCGCCGCAGAACAGGUGGCGCGCUCCGAGGCCGCCCAAAGCGCCCGGCGCAGGUCGGCCAGCUUCCGGGCCACGUUCAGUGAGGAGCUGCGCAGGGGUUUCGAAGAGAUGAACAGGCGGAAUAAGACAUAGUGCUCGCGAUUGAGGACAGAAUGUAUGUUGUGUCCGGCGAUAGAGCUGCCUAUAUUUUUGGCUGCGCAGUAUAGACUCGCCGCAGAAUAGCCUCGCCGCAGUAUAGCCUCGCCGCAGUAUAGACUCACCGCAGUAUAGACUCUCCGCUGUCGAGACUCGCUGGUGGUGUGAACUAGGUCGGCAACGUGUUUCCUGUGGUAAACUUCCCUACAGGUAUUGCCAAUGAAAGUGAGGGUAGCUCAAACCCCUGAGUCAUUCAGGGGUUUAGAUGUUAAACACUAUAAAAGAUAGAAAGAUUGAUCGGCCCAUGGUCAGUGGAGCGAUUGUUGACCUGCUGCUGCCUCCGUCAGGCCUGCUGUGCGUCUGCUGGCUGCAAGUGUAUAGUGACCGUAUGGAAUAAAAUUGAGGAAUGUU